Cynara cardunculus var. scolymus (artichoke) is the source of this 1134-nucleotide messenger RNA. Its product is annotated as protein SRG1-like. Lineage: Eukaryota; Viridiplantae; Streptophyta; Magnoliopsida; Asterales; Asteraceae. The record is from RefSeq and is a predicted model, not a curated record. The transcript has 2 exons. The coding region runs from base 1 to 1134 and encodes 377 amino acids.
AUGUCUACCAAUGAAGAAUAUCACAGCGGUGACUUUCAUGAAGUCAGCUUUAUCGACCAAAAUGGUGAACUAAAAACCACCAAAAUUCCUGUGGUUCAAGAACUUGCACGCCAAGGCCUCAUGACCGAUCACUUUCCCAAGAGGUUCAUCGCCUUCCAACCAACAACACCGGAAAACGACCCUUGCCUCCCGGUAACUCCUCCGGUGAUUGACCUAGCCAAACUACAAGGUGAUGCCACCCGAGAGUCGGAGCUGCGGAGGCUGGCCGAGGCUGUCAAAGAAUGGGGUACAUUUCUGAUCAAGAAUCAUGGGUUGGAAGAUAUGGUACUGAGUGAUGCUAAGAAUGUCGUAAGAGGUUUCUUUGGAUUGAGUUUUGAGGAGAAGAAGGCCAACGUUGGAUCGUAUAAGAGUGUGGAUAACAUGGGAUACGGCAAGAGCUUCGUAAAAUCUGAAGACCAACUGUUGGAUUGGACUGAUAGGCUCACCAUGAAAGCAGCUCCUGUGGAUGAAGCAACUAAUGGCCUCAUGAUAUGGCCUAAAAAACCAGCAAACUUCAGGCAAGCUAUAGAAACAUAUGUGGAAAAAUCAAGAAAAGUUCUCGAUGGGUUGCUCCAAGACCUUGCAGCAUCGUUAUCACUAGAUGAAAAUGCUUUCCUACAAUACUUUGAGCCGAAACAAAGUGAGGUCAAGGUUAGGGUGAAUUACUACCCGCCGUGUCCAAGACCAGAUCUGGCCAUAGGAAUCAUGCCGCACUCUGACGCUAGUGGCCUCACGCUCUUGCUCGAGUUUGGAGCCACGAGUGGCCUCCAAGUGCUAAAGGACAAUCUUUGGACGACCCUCCAAUGGCCCGAGGAUAACAGUUUGCUCGUGAAUAUUGGAGAUUUGGUGGAGAUUAUCAGCAACGGAGUGUUCAAAAGCCCGUGGCAUCGAGUGCGUACACAACUCGACGUGGAACGGUUUUCGUUGGCCUAUUUCUAUAACCCUCCGGCCAAGAGUGAAAUUGGACCGGAGGUGGGAGGUGAUUCUGCAGAGGUGACAUAUAAGAAGGUGGUGGUGGAGGACUAUGUGUCUAAUUUUUACAAAAUUUCCCCAAGACCUAGUAAGGAGGCAAUGGAGUAUGCUAAGCUUACAUAA